AUGGCGCGCUACGGCGGCGGCGCGCUGAGAAAGUCGCGAACGAAGGGCGCGUUCCCGGACUCGUGGUCGCUGCCGUUCGCGGUGGGGGUGGAGCUCCUCGCGGGGUUUCUCGAGGCGGUGACCAUCACCGAGGAUGAGAUGAUCGGCGUCCGCGCGGGAGACGAGCGCGCGCUGCGCGCGAUAGGGGCGUACGUGAAAGUGCUCAGGGGGGCGAUGGCCGUGGGCGUCCCGCCGUUACCUUGUUUUUCCCUUUCCGUCGUCGACCCUUCCCGCGGCGGCACGCGCGCGGAACGCGUGCGCGCCAACGGCGUCCCCGCGGUGUGGCUCACCCCCCCCCAGUACGCCUCCACGAAGACGAUCAUGUGGAUGCACGGCGGCGCGUUCAUAUUCUGUCACACCGGCACGCACGCGCGGUUGUUAUCGAGCCUCGGCGCGGCGGCGGAUGCCAAAGUGUUGAGCGUGGAGUAUUCGCUGUGCCCGGACGAGGGGCGGUACGCGGACAUGUUACGAGAGGUCACGCGCGCGUACGAGUGGCUCGUGGACGCGGACGGCGGCGGCGCGGACCCGAAGGACGUCGUCGUCGGCGGCGACAGCGCGGGUGGGCACCUCGCCCUGGGGUUGAUCGCCGAACUCGCGAAGAAGAAGAGGGAGGAGGAGGACGGCGGCGGCGGCGCGCGGGAAAAUCAGGUGCGUUCUAUACACUGGUCCCCAUACGACCGCGUUCGCGUGGUGAACGCCGAUCCUUAA
Molecule: messenger RNA, 747 nt
Organism: Micromonas pusilla CCMP1545
Lineage: Eukaryota; Viridiplantae; Chlorophyta; Mamiellophyceae; Mamiellales; Mamiellaceae
Exons: 2
Coding region: 1-747 (248 amino acids)
Molecular function (GO): triacylglycerol lipase activity
Source: RefSeq, a predicted model, not a curated record